Molecule: messenger RNA, 956 nt
Organism: Daphnia magna
Lineage: Eukaryota; Metazoa; Arthropoda; Branchiopoda; Diplostraca; Daphniidae
Product: protein RER1
Exons: 7
Coding region: 210-845 (211 amino acids)
Biological process (GO): protein retention in ER lumen; retrograde vesicle-mediated transport, Golgi to endoplasmic reticulum
Cellular component (GO): Golgi membrane
Source: RefSeq, a predicted model, not a curated record
CAUUCCAGGGAAAUUGCUUGCAGCUUUCCGGCCUUGUUUUUAUACAAGAGCCUGUAUUCCAAAGCCAUACGCUUACAAGUGACAACCGGGAAUUAAAGAAGUGGUGUCAUGGCUGCCUAAAUAAAAAUUUCCUCUUUCCUGCCGCUACGCUACGUUUUGUUUAAAGUAACUAUAUUAAGACAAAGUGGUGCUGUCGGCUGUCGGCUGUUAUGAUGAUCCCGGAUCAAGGAGCUGAUUCAAGGCAAACUCCUAACCUGUUAAUGCAGUUCUUUAAGAGGCUGGGACAAGCAUAUCAAUCCCUUUUGGAUAAAUCGACUCCUCACCCCAUUUCACGAUGGAUCUUCACCUUUGUACUAAUAACCAUGUUUUUGGCAAGAGUUUUCUUCAGCAAGGGGUGGUAUAUAGUCACAUAUGCACUAGGCAUUUACCAUUUGAACCUUUUCAUUGCAUUUCUAUCGCCUAAAAUUGACCCAGCCAUGUCAGAAUUUGAAGAAUCAGAAGAUGGUCCUGAAUUACCAACUAAGGUUAAUGAAGAGUUUCGUCCUUUUAUCAGACGACUACCUGAAUUCAAGUUUUGGUAUUCUGUCUCAAAGUCUACCGUCAUUGCUGUGUUCUGCACUUUCUUUGAAGUUUUCAAUGUCCCUGUGUUUUGGCCUAUUCUGGUGAUGUACUUCAUCACACUCUUUUGCCUCACCAUGAAACGUCAGAUAAAGCAUAUGAUCAAGUAUCGCUACAUACCAUUCACCCAUGGAAAGCCCAAGUAUCAGGUAGAUAAUAGCAAAGGGUUUUCGGGAGCCAUCCCUAAAAAAGUUCCCAUUAUUGUGAGGGAUAUCCAGACCAUAUGAUACAUCUAUCACAUUCUUGUAUCAUGUUGCAUCAUUGUUUUCGUUAACGAAAUGUUAAAUGGAAUUUGCUGUGAGCUGUGAAAGAUCAUUACAAGUUUCUAAGAGAUCAAA